This is a messenger RNA of Zasmidium cellare ATCC 36951, 762 nucleotides long. RefSeq lists its product as uncharacterized. The transcript is spliced from 2 exons. The record is from RefSeq and is a predicted model, not a curated record. Gene Ontology annotation, molecular function: electron transfer activity. Bases 1 to 762 code for a protein of 253 amino acids. Gene Ontology annotation, cellular component: cytosol. NCBI's taxonomy places the organism in Eukaryota, Fungi, Ascomycota, Dothideomycetes, Mycosphaerellales, Mycosphaerellaceae.
AUGGCGACGAAAUUGAGGAUCUUGGUCCCGGUCAAACGGGUGAUUGACUAUGCUGUCAAACCGCGAGUCAACAAGGCGCAAACCGGCGUCGAGACCAACGUCAAGCACAGCAUGAACCCAUUCGACGAACUCUCAAUCGAAGAAGCCGUCCGUCUCCGCGAGAAGGAAAAGCCCGUCGAAGACAUCCUCGCCUUCUCCGCCGGACCCGCCAAGUCCCAGGACAUCCUCCGCACAGCCAUGGCGAUGGGCGCCGAUCGCGGAAUACACGUCGUGGAGGAGAAGCAAGAGAUGGAGCCGUUGGGCGUGGCGAAACUGCUGAAAAAGGUGGUCGAGCAAGAGGAUAGGAAUCUGGUGAUUCUCGGCAAACAAAGCAUCGACGACGACGCCAACCAGACGGGCCAGAUGCUCGCGGGCCUCCUCAACUGGCCGCAAGCCACGCAGGCCUCGCAGGUCGACAUCGACGGCGACACGUGCACCGUCACGCGCGAGGUCGAUGGGGGCGUGGAGACGCUCCGGGCGAAGCUGCCCAUGAUCAUCACGACGGAUCUGCGGUUGAAUGAGCCAAGAUAUGCGAGUCUGCCGAAUAUUAUGAAGGCGAAGAAGAAGCCGCUGGAGAAGAAGACGUUGGCGGAUUUUGGCGUCGAUGGCGAGAAGAGGCUGAAGACGGUCAAGGUUGCGGAGCCGCCGGCUCGGCAGGGCGGUGGGAAGGUGGAGGAUGUGGAUGGGAUGAUUGGGAAGUUGAAGGAGUUGGGGGCUCUAUAA